GAACUCGGAAAACAACAAAGCCCAAGGGAGUUUUUAGUUUUUCUUCCCUCUUGGAUUUGUGUUUUACUUUAAAUGGAGGGUGGGUUUCUGCUAAAGGUUUACCAAAAAUGGAGGUAGUAAGUAGAAAUUACAAGUGUUUUGUCUUAGUUUUCUCUGCCUAUUUAUAUACCCAUCUAGGAAACACAGCCUGAGCAGGGACUUCUGCCUCCUUCCUCCUUUCUCCGUGGCCCACCCCCUCUCCUAGCACCUGGGCUUGCUGACCUGGACUUAAAUCAAGAGAUGCAGGCUAGAAGUGAGGGCUCCUCUAAGAAAGGAAAGAGCCCAUAUCUGCCGGGUGACACCCCUUGGCCUCUCAUGGGCUCCCUGCCCAGCAAGCUACAGCCGCUCUCCAAAGGCCAAGCUUCCCGAACCCACCAGAUCUUUGCCGACGUGGAGAAAAUCUUAGGCAGGGCCCCAGCCCACUGCAGGACAGAGUUAGGUGAUCAGCAGGGUCUGGAGAAACCCCAGCAGCUGGCAGAGAAAAUCUACCUGGGGUUUUCAGACCCUGAAAUAGAAGAGCUGGAGAUGAGGACCAGACAGCGGAAACCUGGCCCUCUGGGCCCCGAGAACACCGAGCCCUUCCGGAACGGGCAGGAUGCAUUAGAGGGCAGGAGCCAGGCCUCUGUCUGCUCGAAGCUUUCGGAAACCCUCAAAGGCCCACAGCUGAAAGGGGAGCAGCACAGCCACAAUGUGGCCCAGAGGAGCUCCUCUGGCCCUGGGGGGGACAAGGGUCAGAGCCCCAUCCCCUCACCAUCCCCUGAGGCGGACCCCUCCCUGUUACCUUGUUCUUCUGACCCCAUGCUGCUUUCCAGGAAGAGCAAGCUGUUCUUGUCAGAUAGCAGCCCAGCCAGAGACCUCGGCUGUCAGGGCGUGUCUGGAAAUGGUGGGAGCGUGGGCAGGGGCAGGAGGAGGAGAGAGCCCCUGGGAUUGUGGAUGGGACAGGUCUCCAAGCUUGUCCACAAGGACACCCCCGGGAGUGGCAAGAAAACAGAACCUGAUGACCUUGAGUCUCCAGAGGCCUCAGUUGAAGGCCCACCCUUGCUAAUCCCCCCUGGUACCCUGACCUCAGAACCAGCCCAGAACUCCCCUGCAGGAAGUGCCCCUGGGGAGUCUCCUGCCAGUGAGAAAAGACUGUCCCCAGGCUCUCCAGAGCCGCCCGAAGAAGGCAGGAAGCCGAGUGGGUUUGGGCCUGACUUGGAGACCAGCAGCAGGAGCCUGGCCUCUUACCUUGGCUCUGAGAUCCUGGGCGAGGUGACCAACUUCCCGUGGGACCUGCAGAGCUCACGGGAAUCUGAGCAGGAUGUGGGUCAGUCAGGCCCUGGGCCCAGAGAGCAGCACCCCAGCCCCUUCCUAGCGCCCCAGUUUUCCCACAUGCAAAGCUCCGCUGAUGAGCAGUCGGAGAGUGAAGACUACUCUGAGGAUCAGAGGUUCUACCAGCACAUCCUGCAGAUGGUCAAGAUCUCUAGGCGGUUGGAAGGCCUGGGGCUGCCCGAGAGUGUGCAGGAAAUUCCGUGCAAAGAUCUUACCGGCAUGGUCUAUUGUCUGGCAGCCGAGUCUUCCAGGAUGUCUAGUGAGGGCGAGCACAAGGCCAUCGGAGCCAUGGACUCCAGGUUUCUGCCCUGGGGGCCAGAGCAGCUGGAGCAUCCUCAGGAGGUGGCCGUUUCCCCGGCUGGGCAGGAGGCCUCUCAGCAAGCCUGUUUCCAGCCAAGCAGCAGCCCCCUCAGGCAGGGGUUGGUUGAACUGAGUUCUAACAGAGGGCUCACUGCAGAGCCAGGCAAGAUGCAGCUUCUCGACCAGGUAGGCUUCUUAGAGAGCAUGGCCUGCGGGCCUCAGUGAACUUGGCAGGGAGGGAUCAGGCUGAGCUGACCAUCUUAAUGCAGCCAUCAGGUCUGCUCUCCUGUUCUUUGUCCUCCCUUGGUAACUGUCGAUCCCAUAACCACCCAGGAUGGUCAUCUGUAGGAUGACAUGCAUUUCCUGCUGCUUUUACCCCAUCACCUGCAAGAUACGGGCUGAGGGUAUCUAGACUUCCCUUCCCUGGAUCUCAGUGUAAUUCGGGUGGUUCACGUGCUCUGAAGAUGAUCAGUCUUGAGGGUGAGCAAAGUGGCGCUGACCUUGGCACUCAUGCAAGAUGUAGGGACUGUCCCAGGACUUGGGAAGCCUUCCCCAUCAGCUGAUUAUAGAAGAGUCCUCCCAAGUAGACACCCUACCCCCAGGCUCUGAACGUAGCCCCUUCUUAGAAUCACAGAGGACUAGAGAGUUAAUACUGUCGCGAGAGGCUGAAGCCUAGAAGAUUUCUACCGUUCAGUGAGCUCUUCCGCUCCUUGCUUCCCAGAGUUUCCAGAACCACGUGAAUAACCUCGGGCUUGUGCAGACUGCGUUUGGGCCUUCACCCCCCGCUACCGGGAUUUACUCAAGGGUUGGGCUUGCCCUGUCAUUCUGACCCUUUGUCCCUUAAAGAGUCAUCAUCUUCAUUCAGAAGUCAGGUUGGACUAGAGACCCCAGGGGUCGAGCUGCUUUUCCCCAGCUCUUCUUUGCUGUUGCCCAGCUGUGCCUUUACCCAGUUGUUACCCCGGGUUCCUAAUUGCUGGCGUGCACUGGUUCUCCGUUAGCUCUGAGAACUACUGUAGCGCUAUAAAUAUCAGAUAAGCUGCAGAUGAUCCUGAAAGUUUUAAUUAGCCCAAUGGCAGCAAGUUUAUCCGCUCUGAAGGACAACGCCAUGCACGGCCCAUAGUCAGAGUUAAUGGCCAUCUACAGAAGCUGAUCAGCUAGGAGCCAGGGAUGUAUAAUUUCCCUGCUAACCAUUGAUUUGGUAAAGGCCUGGGAGAACAAAGCCCUCAGCAGGCCCGUCUCCCUCCCUCAGGCCCCCAGCACGUUUGCAAAUUAGCCAUGUUAGGAGUCUGUAAUUUUCCAUAAAUACAGUGUGGGAAGAGUUCUACUUGCUGAUCCGCUGGGCUGGUUGGGAGGGCAGAAGCCAGGAGGUGCAGGCUGGGUUUGCUCACAGAUCACCUCAGAGCAGCUUUCCUGGGCUCCUUUUCCACUGCAACUGGAAGUGUAAAAUACCAGCUUGGAGGUUGCCCUGGGUUCCCAUCCCUCGUCCGCCCCACUGCUGGCCCUGUGAUUUGAGGCAGCGAUCUUGACCUCACCGGUCUCCAUUUGCUCUUGUGGGGACUGUGGCCUUAGGUGGUUAUGAGUGAAAUGAGACAGGUGCUUACCCCAGUGCCCAGGGCUCAGGCAGUGUAGGCCAAUUUUAUUAUAACCAGAAACUUUAUGGCCUAACCCUGCAAUAAGCCAGAUGAUUGGA
Molecule: messenger RNA, 3340 nt
Organism: Camelus dromedarius (Arabian camel)
Lineage: Eukaryota; Metazoa; Chordata; Mammalia; Artiodactyla; Camelidae
Exons: 1
Coding region: 280-1875 (531 amino acids)
Biological process (GO): cilium assembly
Cellular component (GO): centrosome; ciliary transition fiber; centriole
Source: RefSeq, a predicted model, not a curated record